AUGUUCUCGUUGAAUUCCUAUCCACGAUUUAGGUCCUCGCUUCCCAAGGCUAUACCGCUCUCUAGCAGAACUCAGAUAGAAUGUAUGGAUAGCGGUCUUCGUUCUGUUGCUGGUGCGAAGCAUAUCAUCGAGCUCAUACUUUCGCGUCGAACGGUUACAAAACUCAUCCUGGGCAAUAAUGCACUCUCAGAUGAUGGUUGUAUCCUCCUGUUCACUUUUCUGAGCUCCCCUCUUGGCCGUAGAUACCCUAUCUCGGAGAUAAGCCUCAAUGCAAACAGAAUCGGUGAUCGAGGGCUCGCAGCUAUUGCUGCGUACCUGGUAGAGAAUAUCACUCUUACUGAGCUGUUUCUUCAAGACAACUUAUUCACUUCCGACUCCAAUACUGUGAUCCAGUUUACGCACGCCAUUAACCAGUCCCGUCUCCGUGUUCUUUCACUCACUAACAAUCGCUCACUCAACGAUGAUUUCUGUCGGCUGCUCUUUCCCGCCCUUUGCUCUCGUUAUCUCUGCGAGUUACAUCUUUCGGCUAUUGGACUGACACAUCGUUCUGCGUCAUUUAUCGCGGAAUAUAUCACCUCUGCCGGUAGAUGUCGCCUACAAAUUCUUAAGUGCAAUGGCAAUAAUCUGGAAUUUCGUGGAGUACGGAAAAUCAUACGCGCCAUCGAGAGGGCGAACUUUGGGCUGACUGUAGUUGAACUGUACUCGAAUAACGUCACAUCCGGUCGGGAUAGCGAGGAUACUGACGACGAUCUUAACGGGCAGACACAGACUUAUAGUCCAGAUGCGUGGAAGAACACAGAAGGGCUGCUCAAGCAAGUCCUUGGACGAAAUUCUCAUCUGAAGAAGGAGACCUGGAGAGAGGCGUUGCAGCUUCUGGUCUACUCGCGGGCAAUCCUACUCCAUUCUAAGGAUCCUUUCAAUUACGACGACUUUGCUCACUCCUCGGUUGAUACCGCGGGCUUUCCGUUCAGGCAUCUUCCAAUGGAGAUUCAAUUAUACGUUCUGUCUUUUCUUUCUCCUACUCUCUCUUCUUCCCAACGGGCUAGAAUCUACACCUACGCUUCUUCUUCGUCCACUCUACCUCCCCUGCUACCCUCACUGUCCGGUUCCUCUACCAGCUCAGCAGAACCUGCUGUUUUCUCCAUGUGCGUUCCAGAUCCUUCGGUAACUAUGGGCAUCACUGUAAACCUGCGUGCGUCUCCGGUUUGGGCUUUAAAUACGUUUGGAGAUGGUGGAUGUGCGCCAGGGAAAUGUAUGGGUAAGAAAAGCUUACUCUGUCAUCUUGAAAAGCGCAGAACAGCUUGGCUGGAGCAAGUCGGAUGUUUGACGUAUGAUCCAGUGACGGAGAUGGUUUAA
Molecule: messenger RNA, 1356 nt
Organism: Lentinula edodes (shiitake mushroom)
Lineage: Eukaryota; Fungi; Basidiomycota; Agaricomycetes; Agaricales; Omphalotaceae
Exons: 3
Coding region: 1-1356 (451 amino acids)
Biological process (GO): activation of GTPase activity; nucleocytoplasmic transport
Cellular component (GO): nucleus; cytosol; perinuclear region of cytoplasm
Molecular function (GO): GTPase activator activity; small GTPase binding
Source: RefSeq, a predicted model, not a curated record